UGGCACGUGUAAAACAUUAUUGCUUACUGUUGUUUUGGGUAGAUUUUAAUUAAGAUGUAAGACUUAGUUAGCAUUUAAGCAUUUUAUCAUUGUACUCAAUUCUAUGUAAAUGACGUUGUUAAUACUUGUUUACCACAAGUAUUAGGAUAUGCUAGCUUGCAUUCUUGUACUAUAAAACCCCAAUGAAACAGCGAGUAUGUAUUCAAUUGCUCUUACUUGUUUUACCCGUGCAAGUACUGUUUAUAAAAGUGUUAUAUUAAAUUGAAUCAAAUCUAUCUUGGCAGUUUAUUUAUUUUACUAAAGUCUAAAUCAUUUAAUUACUAUAUUUCGUAUACUGUUAAGAUAGUGUUUGUAUUGAACCCUACAGUUCAUUACAUAUUUGGUGUCAGAAGAAGUUAACGGCUUGAAUUUUUUUUUUGAACGUCAAAAAAAAAAUAUUCGUUAGGAAAAGUCAAGGACUUUUCGAAAGCCGUGCCACACUCGUUGUCCAGCCGAGCCGCCCAGCCAAGCAGCCUAGCCAAGCAGCCAAUCCGCCCAGCCAAGCAGCCCAGCCAAGCAGCCCAGCCACACAGCCAAGCUGUCCACCAACAACCAGAGUGUCAAGUCGUGUAUAACCAGCCACAAAAUCAUGUCGAACGCUUUAUUAUUGUAAGUCAUUGGAUUUAUAUAGCUUAUGUCCGAUAGUGAUAGUUGGAAGGUAGUUGAAUACGACCCAGACCAGUUGGUGAUUAGGUUAAAAAAUAUACUAGGAACCAAGACCAAAAUGGCUAACGAUGCUUUACUAACUUUAAAUUCAGCCAUUAAAAUGGUACCACAUUUUUCUGGGGGGUCAGAAUCAGAAUUAACAUGUUUUGAAUCUAGAUGUAAAUUUAUCAUGGAUAAUAUAGACCCGAUAUAUAAAUUAAAACUUAUUGAGGUUAUUAAAACUCAAUUAUCAGGUAGAGCUUUCGAAGUUAUUAGGUACCGUGAUGUUAAAACACUUAAUGAUCUUCUUAAAAUAUUGCGCGAAAAUUUUGGCGCUACUCAUUCCAUCACAUUCUUACAAGCGCAACUCAGUUCAUUAAGGCAAGGAUAUAAAGAAAGCGCGCAAACUUAUUUUUCUCGAGUCGAGGAAACAUAUCAAAAAUUAAUACAAGCAUCUACUAUAGAUAAAACGAGCAUAGAAAGAAACGCGAUAGCAGAAACAAUAAAAUCUCAUGCGCUUUCAGUUUUUAUAAAUGGCAUAAAUUCAAAUUUAAGAAUUAUUUUAAAAGCGCGUAAUCCUACAACUCUGGAAGGGGCCAUUUCCAUUGCUGUAGAAGAAGAAAAAAGUGUUGAGCCGCGCAAUUUUUACAAUAACGGCGCAAAUAAAUAUAAAAAUAACAAUAAUAAGUAUACAAAAAAUUCUAAAGAUAAUGAUAGGGAUAAAAAGAAUAUCCGCUGCUAUCGAUGCAACCGUGAAGGUCACGUCCAAGGAGAAUGUAGGACAAAAGAAGAGAACUUACCAAAAUUUACUAACCCAGCGUAUAAUAGGAGUACAAAUAUUAAACGGGAAAAUAAAGAUAACAUUAAAACGUGUGCUUAUUGUAAGAAGCCUAACCACGAAAUUAAAUUCUGCAGGAAACGCAUUUUUAACGAAAAAAAGAAAAAUGAUAAUUCGAACGAUAAUGGUGACGAAGGCACCUCGGGCUCAAACCGAUCAGUACAGGAAAUUAAAAAUAACGUGCGAGUAGUUACAGAAAUAAUAGACGAACAUAUAAUAUGUAAAUCUAAUUCUUUUAUUAAUGCAUCAGCUAAAUUUUUGAUAGAUAGUGGCGCGCAAAUGAACAUUAUUAAAAUAGACUCGCUAAAAGACGAUCUUAUCAUAAACGAAGAUGAAAAACGGCAACUACAGGGAAUAUCGGCAACGCGCGUAAGCACAAUCGGAACAACAAUUUUAGACAUUCUGAUUAAUAACAGUACCUUAAAAAUAAAGUUCAAUGUAGUAGAUAACGAUUUUAAAAUAAGACAAGAUGGCAUUCUGGGUAAUUCAUUUUUAAAAAAAAACAAAGCCAUUAUUGAUUUAAAUCGCGACUUAUUAAUUAUUCCUACGGGUACAGAAGAACUUAACUCGUCACAUUUAAUUAUUCCACAGCGCUCUAACUGCCUAGUAUGUAUUAAAGUAGAAAAGCCAAUUCAGGCUGAUAACAUUUACAUUGAAAAAAUAGAAUUAAGCGACGAUGUAAUUAUCGCAAAUAGCGUAAGUCCAAUCAAAGGGCAACACACGGUAGCAAAUAUUAUAAACAUAGGCGAACAACCGGCUUUCGUAGAAAAUAUUGAAAUGAAUAAUUUAAUCUGGGGGCCGUACGAUAAUAACAAGGUAAAUGAUAAUACUACACCAGACCAAUAUGAUGACUCAAGUAAUAUCAUGUCUAUCAGGGAAAAAUUAAGUGGGGCCAGUAGGUUAGAAGCGCUCGCCAAGCUUAUUAUAACAGAUCAUCUACUUGAUGACGAACGGGAAAAAUUACUCGAUAUCUGUUUUAAAUACUCGGAAGUUUUCUUUCUUGAGGGCGAUAUAUUACAAGCAACAGACGUAAUUACUCAUAGAAUCCCCACUCCCAAUCUCACGAAACCAAUAAACGAAUUAUUACAGUUAUCGGACAUAAGAGUUUAUUACGCCAAUGAUAACAUUGUUUAUCUAAUUAAUUUACCGUUGGUAUACCAAACACAGCUAACACUGUUUGCCGUACUAGCAAAACCGGUAAAAUUAGACAAUAAUUUUUCUUAUGUAUAUGUUAAACCAAAUUUUAAAUAUCUAGCUAUAAGUAAGACGAAUGAGCACUAUACGAGCUAUUCAGAUCUAGAUUUGUUAAACUGCGAAGUAUCAAAAACCUUCCUGUUAUGCCCUGAAAUUCAAACCUUACAUCCAACAAAUAUGAAACCUACAUGUGAAGUCCAAUUAUUCCAAAAUACUAGAAUUUUCCCAUCCAAUUGUAAUAUUCAAUACCUAAACAUAUCAUAUUCUAUUUUCCAUAAAUUAAAGUAUAAAAAUCAAUGGAUUUUUACAAUUCCAUUUGACACGUUAUUUCUCACGUGUGACAAUAUUAAAGAAUCAAUAUCUUUUUCAAUAGAAGGGGUAGGUAUUCUUUCUUUAAAUGAGUCCUGUAAGGCAUAUGGGAAAAAUGAUAUCCUUAUUCCUUCCCCAAUUUCUAAAGAUAACAUUUUCACAGAUGUUAUUCCAAAUACUAACAUAUCUAGCUUAAUAAAUUCAACAUUGUAUAAAUUUCCAAUUACACAUGUUACAGAAUAUGUUAAUAUCCAUAAUUUAAACGAUAUGGCUAAUCUCAAAACAGAAUUGUUAUUACCUAAUCAUGAACAGUCAUAUGGUCUGUUUUUGUCUGUUCUUACUAUAUUACUAAUUAUUAAUAUAUUAAUUUUUAUUGUAUUCAUUAUCAUAAAAGUUGUAAGUACAAGAGAAACCUUGCGUUCAGUUGAAGGACAUACUGGUCGUAAUUUCAACAUAAACAAUGAAACGGUUAAUGUAAACAAUGAAAAUAUUAAUGUACUUAACGAAAGUAUUAGUGUAAAUAAUAUUAACAAUGAACCUCCAUGUGUUCAUACUGAACAUUCAUUUGUUAAUAAUGAGCCUCAAAAUGUUCGGAACGAACAUCUCAACAGCAAUGUAGCAAUACCAUACCAUAAUUCUAACACGCCUCGUGCUACAUUUCAUAUUCCAAACCGUUUUUACUCGGUUUAUCCACGUUUAUAAAAUAUAACCAUUAUAUUUCUUAUUAUAUACAUUAUAUUUCUUAUUGUAUUCAUAUUAUAUUCAUAUUAUACUCAUAUUAUAUUCACAUAAUCCAUAUAUUAUAUUCUUAUUGGUACGAAAAACAUCUGGGUACUUCGUCCACAUAUGUUUUUCAUUUUAUCGGGGGGAUGUAAUGGUCAGAUCUCCUCGAGAUACAAUAUUGACCAUGGCACGUGUAAAACAUUAUUGCUUACUGUUGUUUUGGGUAGAUUUUAAUUAAGAUGUAAGACUUAGUUAGCAUUUAAGCAUUUUAUUAUUGUACUCAAUUCUAUGUAAAUGACGUUGCUAAUACUUGUUUACCACAAGUAUUAGGAUAUGCUAGCUUGCAUUCUUGUACUAUAAAACCCCAAUGAAACAGCGAGUAUGUAUUCAAUUGCUCUUACUUGUUUUACCCGUGCAAGUACUGUUUAUAAAAGUGUUAUAUUAAAUUGAAUCAAAUCUAUCUUGGCAGUUUAUUUGUUUUACUAAAGUCUAAAUCA
Molecule: messenger RNA, 4245 nt
Organism: Adelges cooleyi (spruce gall adelgid)
Lineage: Eukaryota; Metazoa; Arthropoda; Insecta; Hemiptera; Adelgidae
Exons: 2
Coding region: 674-3727 (1017 amino acids)
Molecular function (GO): zinc ion binding; nucleic acid binding
Source: RefSeq, a predicted model, not a curated record